AUGGCGACCGCCGAUGACGACGCACCCGUAACGUCGGUGGCGUCCCACGAGGAUGUGCUCGAAUUCUGGUUCGACGGAGACGUCGAUGUGAGUGCAAGACAGUGCCCCGGACCCGCACCGCCGACGAGUGAAAAACCACCGCCGCCUGAUUCGCCCCAGACGUUCCGUCCAUCGGUCCGUCCGUCCCCACGCGCGCAUCUCACGUGUCCGCGCCCCACACCCGACCACGCAUCGCAGGAAAACUACAAGCGCAAGUGGUUCCCAGCCGGAGACAGGACCGGCGAGAUGCAGAAGAGGGUCGACGACGCCAUCUCGCAUCGCUUCGGCGCCACCCUGGCCGCGGCGGAGCGAGGCGACCUCGACGCCUGGGCGGACGCGUCCCCUUCCCACGCGGUCGCUUUGGUCGUGACCCUCGACCAGUUCUCCCGGCACGUGUACCGCCACGCGCCGGAUAGGGACGCGCGCGUGGCGAAGUGCGACGCCAAGUGCGUGGGCGUGGUGCAGACGUGCGUGGAGAGGGGCUGGGACGCAAGGGUGCCCACGCCGCAGCAGGUGUUCCUGCUCAUGCCCUUUCGCCACACGCAGAAGGACCUGCCGCGCCUCAGGCUGGCGUUGGGAAGGCUGGACGCCAGGCGGGAGACCGAAGCGCAGUGCGCGGAUUUACUCGCCAAGUUUCGCCGCACCACGCUGCGGUGCCUGCAGGACCUCGAGGGCAAGCAGCACGUCGACGGAGACGACAUCUUAGAGUUUCACGAGUUCGAGCCCCAACCCGAAGUCCUGCGGUCCAUGCCGUCCCACCCGGUGUACCGGACGGUGGAGUCCUUUCUCCGCCGCAAACUUAUCGAGCACGACGUACACACGGAACGCGGUGCCGAAGAAAGGCCCAGAUCCGUCGCGAUAUCGCUCUCCGGCGGCGUCGACUCGAUGGUCCUCGCGACGAUACUGAAAGCCGCGGCGCCGUCGUUUGGCGAUUUCGACGUGGUCGCCAUGCACAUCGACUACGCCAACAGGCCGGAGUCGGGAAAGGAGGCGGAUUUCGUCAGGGGGUGGUGCGAGCGCAAGGGCAUCGUCUGCGUCGUGCGCAGGAUCGCCGAGGUCAAGAGGGGCGUGACGCCGAGGGAGCAGUACGAGGCUGAGUCGCGGGCCAUUCGGUACGGUUUGUACAAGGAGUGCGCGAAGACGCACGGGUUCCCGGCGGUUUUCGUCGGUCACCACGAAGGGGACGUGCAGGAGAACAUCAUCGCGAACAUCUUCCGCGGCGCCAACGUGCUGGGCAUGAACGGCAUGAACGAGGAAGGCGUCGUCGAGGGCGUUCGGAUAUGGCGGCCGAUGCUGCCGCACUCGAAGGAUCCGGUGCUCGACUUCGCGCACACGUUUGGAGUGCCGUACUUUCUGGACACCACUCCGACGUGGAGCACCAGGGGUAAGCUCCGAAACCAGCUCCUCCCGCUGCUCGCGGACAUGUUCGGCGACGGUUUCCUGCGUAACCUGUCGCUGCUCGGCGAGGACAGCGCGCAGCUCGGGAGGAUGGUGGAGGAUUCCGUCUUGGGCCCGUUUUCGAAACGGAUGCGAUUGUCCGACUCGGGGGCGUACGCGGAUUUUUCCGGCGACGAGGACAAGCCGAUGCUCUUCUGGAAAGAGGCCCUGAAGCGGAUGUGCCACGGGCUGGGAUCGGGCAUGAUGAAGGAGCGGUCCGUGCGCGAGCUCAUCGACCGGUUCACCCUCUCCAAGCGACGGUGUGCGAAGGACGGUUGGAUCACGCUGAAGAAGCUGAACAAGACGUUUGUGACGGGGAAGACGCUCGGGAUGUUCUCGAGCGAGUUCUUCCCGCACUACCCUUGGACCGAGAAGAGCGUGUGGUCCGAGCCCGUGGGAACGACCGUAGGGCUAGACGCGGCGGAGCCCACGCGGGUCGGUCCGUGGACGAUCACGGCGCGGGUGGUCCCGAACUCGAUCGAAGGCGUUGCGGCUUUGGAGUCCGCGGCGCCUCUCGACGUCUGGGCGAUCCUCCGCAACGAGAUCACCUACCUGCUACCCCUGACCGAAUCCCACGCGGCACCCGGUGCGUACUACGUGGACACGAAGGCUCGGAUUCCGCCGCUGAGGGGCGUCGACGCGCAGGUCGCGCGGGCGCUUCCGCUGGUGGUGCCCGCUGGACUCGGAGGGGUUUCGGGAGGAGACGGCGUACUCGAGGUCGGGGGAUCGAUUCCCGGCGGGGGCGGGGGCGGGGACGGGUUCAGGGCGAAGUCGUGGCCGCCGUCGCUGCUCCGCGGGGAGAUGUGCGUGGAGGUGACGCUGCGUUUCGUGCGGACGCGGUCACACGCGGUGGACGGGGAAGAAUAG
Messenger RNA from Micromonas commoda, 2343 nucleotides. RefSeq lists its product with no specific name. The record is from RefSeq and is a predicted model, not a curated record. Bases 1 to 2343 code for a protein of 780 amino acids. Lineage: Eukaryota; Viridiplantae; Chlorophyta; Mamiellophyceae; Mamiellales; Mamiellaceae. The transcript has a single exon. Gene Ontology annotation, biological process: tRNA processing. Gene Ontology annotation, molecular function: protein binding; ligase activity, forming carbon-nitrogen bonds; ATP binding.